Molecule: messenger RNA, 435 nt
Organism: Soboliphyme baturini
Lineage: Eukaryota; Metazoa; Nematoda; Enoplea; Dioctophymatida; Soboliphymatidae
Source: the annotation of a GenBank genome assembly
AUGAAAAAACAGAACGUUCGAACCUUGGCGCUGAUCGUCUGCAUGUUCACCUACUUGCUUGUCGGCGCGGCGGUGUUUGACGCACUCGAGUCCGACAACGAGCUGAGGCAACGCAACUUGGUGCACGAGUUGCGAGUUCGCAUCAUGGCCAAGUACAACAUAUCGGACAAGGAUUAUCGCGUUAUCGAGAGUGUCAUCACGAAAUCGAUUCCUCAUAAGGCCGGCUACCAGUGGAAGUUCGCCGGUGCGUUCUACUUCAGCACCACGGUCAUCACCACCAUAGGUACGUCUCUUUCUGUCAGUGGCGUCGAACAUGUUUAUGCGUUCUGCGUUCACGUGUUUUCGCCGUUUCGCCGUUUCGCCGUUUCGCCGAGCCUCACUCGGUUCUCACUCGGUUGCCCGUUGCCCUCUUUAAGACGUCUUCGAUCCUCUUGA